GUAGACUAAGGCAAAUAAUAAAAAAAUAUUCAACAUUUUUAAUAGCAAUUCAGUGCUAUAUAAUAUAUAAAAGAUUAUUUGUGUCACGAAUCAUACAUUUGCAGAAGUCUUGUGUUGAUAAGGAAGUUUUAAAUAUUAGUGCCAGCAAUAGCAUACUUUUGACGAUAUUAAUAAUAGCAUAUAUUUUAAAUUAAUAUAUCAAAAUGAGCAAAGACGCACCAGAAGCGAAUGCUGCAGAGAAAGCCGAUGGAUCAGAUCACAUUUUUGAAGACCGUGGGCCUAAAACUAUUAUUCGACUUGUGACGGUUGGAGCCUAUAUGUUUUCAGUAAGUUGUAUUGCUGUUUCACUCAGUGGAUAUUACAUAUUUUUGUGGCAUCCUCCAAAUUCUCGACUUAUACAUGCUCAUGCUGCUCAUUUAAGAGCAGAUUCUGAUAUGGAUUUCUUAGUUGCUGAUUCACUGCCAGAAUUUCGGGUAAAUAAGUCUCACAGAUACGGGCACGGUAAUGCAUUGGAAGAAAACGAGAUAAAUAAAAGAUAUGAAUAUAUAUCAAAUCCAAUAGGUGUUACAGAAAAUAAUAGAUUCAAUCAUUUGAAAAACGAUAGGGAUGUCAAAGUAAUGGUUCAAAGUGAUGAGGAAUUAAAUAGAAGUGAAACACAUGCAAAAAGUAAAAGAUUGCAUGAUGGGAGAAAUAACUUCGUUACAAAAGUGGGUUCUAAUAUGCGUGAUCUUGUGCAUAGAAAAGAGAACUCAGCUUCCUUUAUAAUUCAACAGUCAAGUAAGAACAUUCCAACCUCCAUGGAUAAGGAAAACGAUCCUCAACUGAAUUUUUCUAUAAAUAGAAUAUUUUCCAACGAUAGAACAACUAUUUUGAAGCCUUCUCAGAAACAGUUGAGCGAAGAGGAUUUGAAAAAUUCAAGAAGAGAAUCGGUUGAUUCGAAUUCGGAAAACAUGAGAAUACAUAAGAAAUUUUUUAAGAUUUUGUAACAAUAAACUUUUUUUUCAUAGAAAAAUAUUCGAGAGAAUAUGCAUAGUAAACUUAAGUUCUCAUAUGAGAAAGUGUGUAAUCAUUCAGGUUUUUAAGUUAAAAUAAACUCCGUGGAGCACAUUUUA
This is a messenger RNA of Belonocnema kinseyi, 1112 nucleotides long. RefSeq lists its product as uncharacterized. The record is from RefSeq and is a predicted model, not a curated record. Bases 204 to 986 code for a protein of 260 amino acids. The transcript is spliced from 2 exons. Lineage: Eukaryota; Metazoa; Arthropoda; Insecta; Hymenoptera; Cynipidae.